UAGUCGGCUACGAAUGUUAUGCGUGCCCGUACGUCUUUCUUUUCUGGCAACAUUAACUUAAACGUAUUACGUUAAGGGUCUUGAUUCUGUUAUUUGGCGGAUAAUAAAAAUGCGUGUUUCUCUUUUAAUCUUUCUCACCGCGAUCGUGAUAGCAACAGCUGAGAAUGAUGAUGAAUCCUGGACUUGGAACGAUAAUAAACAAAAGACGAGCCGAGAUAACAUCAAUGCCAGGUAUCAGGUACACGAGCCUUCCGAACAUUUCGAUAAUGGCAUUCAAUUAGGAUUUAGACCUCAGAAUCCAGGCCCUUAUGGUCCCAAUGGCAGACCAAUUGUACCAGCAUAUCAAGGCAAUAAUGGCGUUCUCGUGGGUCCCGGUGGACCAACGGGAAUAAUCGGCAGACCUCCUCGUUUUGAACCGAAUGGACACGAUGGUAUUUUGGAUUCAAUACCGCCAUGGGUCAGAGACGAUCCCCGUUAUCGUGAGUUUGACACUUGCAAAUGCAGAUACAGUUUCAACUGUCCAUCGCCCGGCUUGAAAUUCGGCCACUGUUCAAGAGAGAAGAAGUACUGUUGUUUCAAUAGCAAAAGAUUCCCAGGAUUGUCUGGAGGACAUUAUUAUCCUGGUGCACCGCACAGACCGAAUGGUUUCGCGCCGACAUCGAAUUAUUACGGCAAUCGAAGACCAUAUAGCGGCGGCUACCAACAUCCGUCUUUCGGUGACUAUUACUCAAGGCCCUACAGCGGCGGUUAUGAUCACCGUAAUGAGUUCGAGUCGUUACGGCCAUAUGGCUACGAUCCGGAAUCUGACGAUUAUGUCAUCUACGGGAGAUCAUUGGGCAAGAAUCAAACACAGACGAAUGAGAAACCAAAGACGCACGAAAAUACUAGAAAGUAAUGAGUAAAUUCUUAUCGAUCAACACAUCUUUUAUCAAUAUUUCUUUAUUCUCAAUCUCAGUGGUGAUGCCAAAGAUGUGACAGAGAUACGGAAAGUAAAUAUAUUGUACGUUUUUCAAUAUACAUUUCUCAUUGUAGCAAUUGUACGAUGCACAAUUAAAUGAGAUUCAAAUUUAAUACAA
Molecule: messenger RNA, 1076 nt
Organism: Wasmannia auropunctata (little fire ant)
Lineage: Eukaryota; Metazoa; Arthropoda; Insecta; Hymenoptera; Formicidae
Exons: 5
Coding region: 110-895 (261 amino acids)
Source: RefSeq, a predicted model, not a curated record